AUGGCUUUUGUUGCACCAGCAAGCCCAGCAACAAAAGAAACAACCAAUUAUGCCAGGUUAUGCCGUGUUCUUGUAGAUGUGGGCACUUGUGCCCUCAGGGAUUGCUUUGAUGCCAUCUGCACACCACCAACUCUUCACGCGGUCUUGGCAGCCAAUCAGCCCACCUUGCAAAAUUUGAGAACACGGAGGAUUAUGAAUGCAACACAAUGGGGAAAACUCUUUCCAGCCAUUCCUUCUUCAGUUUCAUCAAAGAAUUUUGACAUCACUCUGAUGACAACUUUGUUACGCAACAUAUGCGGUCUUGUUCCCCCAGUGACUGGAUGGGACAUGCUCCCUGCUUCCACAGACAUCAGCCGUGAGGCAGACAUCGCGAGAAUCAGACUCCUCAGAAAUACAGUUUACGCUCACGCCGAAAGCGCUUCUGUUGAUGCUGCAACAUUUAACAAACUCUGGAAGGAAAUCCGGGACACUCUACAACGACUAGGAGGAGUUACAUUUAAGGUAAAAUAGACUUCAAAUGUUCAGUAUGACAUAUUGAGUUGAUAUCUUUAGUUAUCUUAUUUCCACUCUAACUAAUCUGCAUGCCAAUGCAAUAAUUUUAAUGUGUAAUCAUGUCCGAUUUAAGGUCGCUGUUGACAACUUGGAAGUUUGCUGCAUGGAUCCCGAUAUGGAAGUCCAUUACAAAGAACUCCUUCUUCAGUGGAAAAAUGAUGAAGACAACAUAAAAGAUGAACUAAAAGACAUUGGCGUAGACAUAAAAGUAAUUGGCACCGACAUAAAAGAAAUUAGCACUGACAUAAAAACCCUCACUAAGAAGUUUGAUGACUUGGUAGAAUCAAAUGGGUCUUCCGCCAGCGAAACAGGUGAUGUGAAAAUACCAAAAUAUUAGUUGACUGAAAACCUCCCCUGUGCCCGUUAUAGACUAUACUCACUGGCAGCAAAAAUAGGACAGAGAAUUCCUAGAAGGUAGUUCUCGGCAAUUUCCACAUUCCAGGGUAGAAGUGCCCACUUUAGACUAAAACGUGUGACAGAGAUACUCAGGAGUCUUGCUUUAAUGUAAAUCUGCCGGCAGAUGUACAGUUGUGGACUGCUAAGUCCAGACUCGGAUCGUCAACCUGAUGCUUAGCCUUAAAAAACGUUGUUUCAAAAUGACCGAUUGAUUUAAUAUUGUUUUGAUUAAUCGCUGUAAAACCUGCAUGCGCAAUUUAGCAAAAUGAUGGGAUUACUUUUUCGGAAUUUACUAUAAUGUCCUCUCAAAAGUGUAGUUUCCGGAGCUCAAUUUACAGCAGAAGGAGCCGAUAGGUUCCUGACUAACAGGUUAAGAAAGUCCAUCUGACCAUCUGCAUGGGUAACAUAAAAACUGCAUUGCAAUUACAAUAGUCCUAUACUCAGCAUUUCUAACUUGUUACAGAAAAGUAUUAUAUCACGAGUUAUGAUAAGAACCUGUAAGUAUUUCCAACUUACUAGUAAGACUAACUUAUCUUCCCUAGAAAUAUUAACACUGUCUCCAUUAGUCUUUUCAGAGAUUGGCAUUAGCCACUUAUUUCAUUAUCCUCUUUUGCAUUAAAGCGAUAAUGGCUACGACAAGACAAGAGAUAAAAAUUAUGUUCUUCGGCUCCCGUCCCCUCUAGCUGCAGGUCGCGGCUGUGCACAUGCGUAGUCUCGAACUGAAAUAUGAAAUGGAUUAUAUUUUGAAUUGCGGAUAAAGAUGUGAACGUGAUUAUGAUCUUCGCAGUAGAGUACAGUAAAAACCGGCAUAAGUUAUUUAAGCACCUACAUUUGAAUAUCCAAAUAGCCUGGCAAAAAAAUAGGUUCGUGUACAAAAAAAUCACUCCAAUUUUGAUGGUCAAAAUUUUGGAUUUUAAUUGUGUGAGAAACGUCUGACAAAAAGUUAUUGUGUAUAUGUUUUCUAUGUUCUGAAUGCAAGCAUUUUUGCUGUUCAAAAUACAAGUGCUACAUCAUUAUGUGUUAGUAGCAUAAUAUUUUCUGCCAAUGGUUACACUACGACAACCUCUGAAAAAUAAGAACCUAGUAUUAAGAAUUGUAUUAAGAACCUAAUUAGCCUAAAAUUUUAGGUUCUUAUGUGCAUGUUAUUAACUUGAGCUUGAUUUUGCUUUUUCAUAGAACUAGAAUUGAUGGGAGUACUGGAUACCUCUUCGGUGUGCAGAGAGAAAUAUCAUGAGAAUGAACUUCUGUCGUCUUUCUGUACACAGUGCAAAGUGUGUAUUUGCGACAAAUGUAAAUUAUUUCGUCACAAUCAACACAACACAGUGUCUAUCCAUCAAGCCGCAGAACAACACAAAGUUGAUAUCGAAGAGAUUGUAGAAGAAAUGAAAAGAGAAAUUGCCGUUUACAAAGAGCUGAUGAAAAGAAUAGAUGAAUCCUUGAGAAGAGGCAGACAGAGGAUUGCUGCAGCACGCAUUAAAGUGAUGACGUCUGUUGAGGAACUGAUACGACUUUUACAGGAACAUGAAAAGGCUGUGAUAACCAGUUUAGAUGUAAUUGAGGGGAAGGCACAGAGAGAGCAUGCAACGCAACGAGAACAUUUUCAAAUUUCUAUGAAUCAGUUACAAACACAUGUCGAUUGGUGCAAGGAUAUUUUACAGAGAAAGAAGAGUGUUGAUAUUUUGCAAACACAUGCUCUAAUUGGCCGGUGCCGAGGUGUUCUAAAUGAGGAGAAAAAGAACAUUUAUAAACCAUCGCAUGUCAGAUACGAGAUAAAUAAAGAGCUUGUGGAGGAUGCUAGAAGCGCAGUUUCGUCGAUGGGUCAAGUUGUUGUUAGUAACACAGAUCCUUUGCAGUCGCUGGCUGAAGGAACGGGUCUGAAGGUAGGAGAAGUUGGACGCGAAGCAAAUAUUACGCUGACGACCAAUGAUUUUGAUGGAAACCAAUACUAUGAUGAAAACGAUCGAAUAGGUGUGACAGUUAAGACUCCUUCAAGCAAAGGACUUACCUACAUGAUUGAACCCGACAAAAAUGGUGAAUAUAGCGUCAGUUAUACCCCUGAUUGUUUUGGAAAACAUGAAGUGCUGAUUACUGUUAACGAUGAGCUUCUGAAUGGUAGUCCUUGGAGCGUUUAUGUAACACAUCGUCAGUACAAAUAUUCAUUUUCGAUUGGUUCACAUGCAAGAGGACAAGGACAAUUCUUCCGGCCCAUUAGUAUUGCAAUAGAUGAUAAAUCUGGGAAUGUUGCAGUUGCUGAUGAAUAUAGAGUCCAGAUUUAUAGUUUAGAAGGCACGUACCUCAGAGAUGUUGGUAAAAACAGACUAUCUUCACCGACAUCAGUAGCAUUCACCAAGUCAAGUGAACUCAUAGUUGUUUCUUCGUCAAAUUUGAUCUUUUGUUUUGAUCAGAGUUACAGUUUUGUGAAAACUAUAACCAACACACAUCUUAAGGCACCAUGCCCCCUGACUAUUGCAGGUGAUGGACGCAUGGUGGUGUGUGAUUGGGGUGACCAUACAGUCAAGGUACUGUCCUCUGAUGGUUCACAGCUAUUG
Molecule: messenger RNA, 3497 nt
Organism: Porites lobata
Lineage: Eukaryota; Metazoa; Cnidaria; Anthozoa; Scleractinia; Poritidae
Source: the annotation of a GenBank genome assembly